Messenger RNA from Ostrea edulis (European flat oyster), 2191 nucleotides. RefSeq names its product mitochondrial import receptor subunit TOM70-like. The record is from RefSeq and is a predicted model, not a curated record. NCBI's taxonomy places the organism in Eukaryota, Metazoa, Mollusca, Bivalvia, Ostreida, Ostreidae. The coding region runs from base 31 to 1800 and encodes 589 amino acids. The transcript is spliced from 11 exons. Gene Ontology annotation, molecular function: protein binding.
AUCUUUGUCACGUGACGUGUUUGGAUCAACAUGGCAGCCGCCAGACGUUUCGGCAUGGAAGUCCCAGCUGAAAACGCGAACGACGCGUGGCCGAAGUGGAAAAUCGGACUGGCAGUGGGUGUUCCCGUAGCAGUAGUGCUGGGUGGUCUUUGGUAUGCCAAACAGCGGGGAAGAAAGCAAUCCAAAGAGAAGAAAGACGAAAAUGAUAGUAGAACCGAAACGUCCAAAGCGAAAGCAGCCAAUUCAGCCUCACCAAGUGGCAAUGUUCCAGAGAAGCCUGAAAAGGAAUUAUCACCUAGUGAGCAGGCACAAGCGGAGAAGAAUAAGGGCAAUAAAUACUUUAAAGGAGGAAAGUAUGACCAAGCCAUUAACUGCUAUACGAACGCCAUCCAGACCUGCCCCGAGGGCGAAAAAGAGGCCCUGGCCACAUUCUACCACAACAGGGCUGCCGCCUAUGAGAAGCUGAGAAAUGUGAAAAUGGUGAUCGAGGACUGUAAUGAGGCCCUGCGACUCAAUCCAAAAUAUCAGAAGGCUCUGAUGCGAAGGGCGACAGCGUGUGAACAAAAAGGGGAAUUAACUCAGGCCUUGGAGGAUGUGACAGCGAUAUGUAUCCUCGAGGGCUUCCAGAAUCCCCAGUCCUUGAUGACAGCAGACCGAGUCCUGAAAUCUCUGGGUCAGACCAAGGCCAAAGAAGCGUUUAAGAAGAGAAAGCCUAUGAUGCCUUCCCGACAUUUUAUCCGUACUUAUCUAAAUUCCUUCCUGAACGACCCAGUAAUAAAUGCGGCUAAAGCCCUCGCAGAACAGCAAAACGGGCAUUCUGAGGAUAUCAGCAGCUACCAGGUGGCGCUACAGAAGCUCGGGGCCGAGGAGUUUGAUGACAUCAUUGAUCUCUGCUCAAAGGAAAUUUCAGCGAGUCUGACCAAUGAGAUUGAAGCACGGCUUCUGAGGGGAACCAUGUACUUCCUGUGUAACCAACAGAAAGAGGCUAUGGAGGAUUUCAAUAAGGUGUUGGCAGCGGAAAUUCUGGAUAAAAGGGUGAAGGUGAAUGCCCUGAUCAAGAGAGGAAGUUUGUACAUGCAGCAAGAGAAACACACCGAGGGCCUGGACGACUUUGCAACUGCCGUCAGAAUUGACCCGGAUAACAUCGAUGUAUACCAUCACCGGGGACAUCACAACAUCCAAAUGGACAGAAUGGAUGACGCUAUUAGGGAUCUAGAGAAUGCCAUCAGUAAAUGCACGACCUUCGCUCCCUCUCAUGUCCAGAAAUCCUUCGCCGAACACAAGAAAGCUGCCUCUCAGAUGGUGGGGAUGAACCUCCCCCUCCCCCAGUCGGUGUUGCAGUCCUAUAAAGAGUGCGUAGACAUGUUCCCAGAAUACGGAGAUGCCAGGGCACUCUACGCACAGGCCCUUGGUGAUGCCGGAAAGUUUGAGGAGGCAGACCGAGAGUUUAAUAAAGCAUUGGAGCUGGAACCUGAUAAUGCUACAGCUCUUGUACACAGGGGAUUGUUGCAAUUACAAUGGAAGCAAAAUUUGCAGGAAGCAACAACUGUAAUAAAUAAAGCCAUUGAGCUGGACCCUAAAUGUGAAUAUGCAUAUGAAGUUUUAGGAACCUUGGAGGUGCAGAAAGGACCAGGGAGUAUGGUAAAGGCCAUAGAGCUGUUCCAGAAGGCCAUAUCCCUUUCCAGAACAGAAUCAGAAAUGGCACAUCUCUAUUCCCUGUCUGAUGCCGCGAAGGCACAGUUAAAUGUCGCAAAGAAUCUGGGCAUUAAUCUGCCUAAUCUGGCUGCCAUGAACAGUUGAGUUAUAUAACUUGACAGGCUACGAUUUAAAACCAUUACAAUUCUGUGAUCUUUUUGUAUUUUGUUUGACAUUAAUGAUAUGUGUGACAGUGAAGAACUGCGCUGACAAAAAUCACUGAAUGAUAGAACUAUUCCACUGUAGCUUUGUGUGUGAUGGUCUCGGACAUUUCAUUUUGAUAAUAUGUUGGUCAACUUUUAUAGUGAUUCAUGAGUUGUACUAUUCCAGUUUUUUUAAUAUUCUAUCAAGAUCAGUUACAACAUAUUGUAUAGGCAAUUUUAUCAUUUAUCAUGCAAUGUUUGUCAUUAAAAAAUUCACUAAAGCCCGGAGAGGUCUGAGAGCUUUUUCUGUAUGUUAUGAGUUUGUGUGGAGAAAUAAACAUCAUAACACCAGU